Molecule: messenger RNA, 862 nt
Organism: Amborella trichopoda
Lineage: Eukaryota; Viridiplantae; Streptophyta; Magnoliopsida; Amborellales; Amborellaceae
Product: Na-translocating NADH-quinone reductase subunit A
Source: RefSeq, a predicted model, not a curated record
AGGAAGCGAAGAGCAACCCAGAGCUCCCAAAUAUAUAGGGAGAAACAGCGGUGCAGAGAGAAGUUGGAGAGAGCUCAGAAAGAGAGAGAGAGAGGGAGGGAGACGACAUUACCUGUAUUAUCCCAAAGGCGAGGUUUUAAUAUUAGGAUUUGAGAGCUCUGCAAGUGCUGGGCCUUUGCCCUGUAUGCAAUAAAUCCAUGAGCUUCUGCACCCAAUGGAUCCAGCUUCUGCCCAUGCCCCUUCUUCCAUUGAAGAUGAUGAAUGGGAUGCAGAUGGUUUUGUGAUACCAAGCUUGGGAUUGGGACAAAAGGAUUUGAGUGAGCCGGAUGAACCUACAGCAAAUGAUUCAAAGCCUUCCUCUCCAAAGAUAAACAAAGAAGAGAAGAUAUACUUGGGUCCACACGGUGCUCCUCCCUCUCUCACUAAGCAACAAGAACUGAGUGCCUCGGGCCGGAAGCAACGACUCAAGCAUAAACUUAAAGACGCUGACAAGAAAUUUUCUGGUGUUGGUCGUGAAAACAAGGUCGAGCAGAUUCGAGAGAUAGUUGGUGGGGGUAAUAAGGUAAGCGCUGUUAUGUCAAAGACUUCUCCUCGAGAUUGGCUUGACCCCCACUGCCAUGAGUCACAGUUUGAGAGGUCUUCUCACUAGAGAGAGAGAGAGAGAGAGAGAGAUAGGACUGCUUUGGUGUCAAACUGUCUAUAGAGAUAAUUCCUUCUACAGGAUAGAGCAUUACUAGUACUGACAUUAGUAGUGGGUGAUGUAUCGUUAUUUAUGGUUAGUGACUUCGAGGUAUAUGUUUACAUUUGAUAUUAGUGGUUCUUCCAUUUCCACAUGCCACAUGAGAGUAAUUUAGUUUCUACG